This is a messenger RNA of Colletotrichum karsti, 540 nucleotides long. RefSeq lists its product as uncharacterized. The record is from RefSeq and is a predicted model, not a curated record. The transcript has 2 exons. Bases 1 to 540 code for a protein of 179 amino acids. NCBI's taxonomy places the organism in Eukaryota, Fungi, Ascomycota, Sordariomycetes, Glomerellales, Glomerellaceae.
AUGUCAUCCUCCGUACCCUCACAACCGCCCAAGGCCGAAGCCUACACGACGACUUCAAACCCGGCGACAGGCAACCCGGCCGAAAAGGCCGCGGCACAGCAAAGCGAGUCCAGCGCGCGCGACGCAGUCCUCGGCCGCGCCCCGAUCCCGCAGUCCCAGUCCCGGACGGCCGACGACGCGGUGCCCAGCUCCCUCGGUCAGGGCGUGCACUCGUCGGGUCCCGUCGACGCCACGGAGGAGCGCAACACGGCGUAUAGCAGCAGCGGCAACGACGACGGUCCCGAGAACCCGAACGUAGAGGCCGAGCAGAUGGAGACGUUGGCCGAGGGCAAGGUCGCGGACGCCGUGGAUCGCAAGAGCGGGGCGCAGAAGGCUCCCGGGCAGGAGGUGCAGUUUGACGACGAUGCCAGCGGGCUUGAGAGGAAGAAGAGAGAACAGCAAGAGGCCAGAGAGGCUGUGAAGGAGGCCAGGAGGGAGGGUGUUGAUGUCGAUGGCGGGUUUGGCAACAGGGGCUGGAAUGAAGAUAACCGGGAUGUCUGA